This is a messenger RNA of Pieris napi, 647 nucleotides long. It is a transcript of the gene mRpS23, whose product is annotated as 28S ribosomal protein S23, mitochondrial. The coding region runs from base 140 to 604 and encodes 154 amino acids. The transcript is spliced from 3 exons. NCBI's taxonomy places the organism in Eukaryota, Metazoa, Arthropoda, Insecta, Lepidoptera, Pieridae. Gene Ontology annotation, molecular function: structural constituent of ribosome. Gene Ontology annotation, biological process: translation. The record is from RefSeq and is a predicted model, not a curated record. Gene Ontology annotation, cellular component: mitochondrion; ribosome.
ACCCUAUAUAUAUUAUCAAAUAUCAACAUUUUAAUAACCCCAAUAGCGUUUUUUAAGUAAAUAUGUGAUUGCAGUUAUACAUUAAAUUGAUUUAGAAAAAACUAUUUGGAUUUAAUUUAAUUGUUUUCCCUCCAGUAACAUGGCGACAAGUAGAUUGGAAAGAAUUGGAACAAUAUUUACUAGAGCUGAAGGAUUGCUCAAACAUGGGGCUCUAAAACCAGAUGAUAGGCCCAUUUGGUUUGAUGUUUAUCAAGCCUUCCCACCCCUAGUGGAACCAAAGUUUGCAAGACCGAAGCCAGAAAAAAAGCCUAUAAGGCAAAUUUUGUAUAAAGAAGAUGCAAUUAGGGUAAAAUUUCAUAUGAAAGGACAUGGAUUAGGAUUGAACAUGCUAAGUCCCUAUGGCGAGACUCAAACAAAGAAACUGAUUCAGAAGUAUGAACAACUGAAAGAGGAAGGUGUACAAGAUACAGAAUUAGUAGAGAAGGCAGUUUCUUCCGUUAUAAGCCACAAGGAAUCCGAACAAAUCACAAUAAAAGCUAAUCCAGAAUCUGCUACUGCUCAAGUUUUAUCAGAAGCAAAUUUAAAAAAUAUUUUUAAGCAAUAGAUUAGUGAUGUAUUCUAGAUGUAAAUAAAUAGAUAGUUGGUAU